Molecule: messenger RNA, 1401 nt
Organism: Salvia splendens (bonfire salvia)
Lineage: Eukaryota; Viridiplantae; Streptophyta; Magnoliopsida; Lamiales; Lamiaceae
Product: GDSL esterase/lipase At1g29670
Exons: 5
Coding region: 129-1226 (365 amino acids)
Molecular function (GO): hydrolase activity, acting on ester bonds
Source: RefSeq, a predicted model, not a curated record
AAUCUUGCUUGCUCAAAUUCGCUAUAUAUAACUAUUUUUUCAUCCCUUAAAAACUCACACCUCUAUUUAUCACACUAUCCCAUUUUCGCAUCGCAGUUCCUUCUUUCUCACUAUAUUUUGGCGCGUAAAUGGAGUAUAGUGGAGUUAAGAGAUGGAUAGUGGCGGUGGUGGUGGUGCUGAGCCUCCUCCACGGCGGCGUGUUGGCCGAGCCCCAAGUUCCAUGCCUCUUUAUAUUUGGUGAUUCUCUGGUAGAUAACGGCAACAACAAUAACAUUCAGUCCUUGGCUAAGGCUAAUUACUUUCCCUACGGAAUCGAUUUUCCCAAUGGCCCGACCGGCCGGUUUUCCAAUGGGAAAACCACAGUCGAUGUAGUGGCUGAAUUACUAGGCUUUGAUGACUACAUUCCACCUUACGCGGCCGCCCGCGGCCAGCAAAUACUCCGGGGAGUGAACUACGCGUCGGCUGCCGCUGGAAUUAGAUCCGAAACCGGCCGGCAACUGGGUGGAAGGAUUGAUUUCACCGGACAAGUAAACAACUAUAGGAAUACAGUCCAACAAGUAGUGAACAUUCUGGGAAACGAAUCCUCCGCCGCAGAUUACCUAAGCAAAUGCAUAUAUUCGGUGGGAAUCGGCAGCAACGACUACCUCAACAACUACUUCAUGCCGCUCUACUAUUCCUCGAGCCGACAAUACACACCCGAGCAGUACGCCAACCUCUUGAUCCAACAGUAUACCCAACAAUUGAAGAAUUUGUACAACUACGGGGCUCGUAAGUUUUCUCUGAUCGGGAUCGGGCAGAUCGGGUGCAGCCCGAACGCCCUGGCCCAGAACAGCCCCGAUGGAAGGACGUGCGUGAAGAGAAUCAACGACGCUAACCAGAUAUUCAACACCAAGCUCAGGGGAUUGGUCGACUCACUCAACCGAAACACGCCCAACGCCAAGUUGAUCUACAUCAACGCCUACGGAAUCUUCCAGGAUCUUAUCCAGAGCCCAUCGUCCUUCGGCUUCAGCGUGACAAACGCAGGGUGUUGUGGAGUGGGGAGGAACAAUGGUCAGAUCACGUGCCUGCCAGGGCAGAGGCCGUGCAGGAACAGAGCUCAGUAUCUGUUUUGGGAUGCAUUCCAUCCCACAGAGGCGGCCAACACCAUCGUUGGGAGACGAUCGUAUAGUGCCCAAAAGGCUUCCGAUGCCUAUCCUUACGAUAUUCGUCGCUUGGCGCAGCUUUGAAAUUACUAUGUAUUCAAACAAUACGGAGUAAUUUUUAUAAUUAUUACUUGUGUUAUUGUAUUAGAGAUCGACCGUUUUCGUGUUAUUGUUUUCGUGUUACUGUUUAUGUGGAUGGAAUUAAUGUAAAACAAAAUUAACCAUCUAAAUAUAUUUCUAAUUCUAGUUGUGUUUUAAG